Molecule: messenger RNA, 3226 nt
Organism: Solea senegalensis (Senegalese sole)
Lineage: Eukaryota; Metazoa; Chordata; Actinopteri; Pleuronectiformes; Soleidae
Gene: lpcat3
Product: lysophosphatidylcholine acyltransferase 3
Exons: 12
Coding region: 728-1882 (384 amino acids)
Biological process (GO): phosphatidylcholine biosynthetic process; lipid modification
Cellular component (GO): membrane
Molecular function (GO): lysophospholipid acyltransferase activity; 1-acylglycerophosphocholine O-acyltransferase activity
Source: RefSeq, a predicted model, not a curated record
UACAUGUUUAUUUCAAAAGGUCCAGUUUAGUGGAACAACACAACACAAUUAUUAGUUUUUAUCAAAUAUCAUGUAAAUGAACAGACAGAUUUAACCCAUCAAGUUGAAGAGUAAUGCUGAACUCAGUGAAAAUGAAUCAAAUCUGUUGUCAUCGUGGCAUGUAGUUACUGUGACAGGCCGUCCAGCACAAGUUCCAUAGUGUGGCUUUAACGUAGUGUACACACGUUAGUUAAGUGCAUAAAGGCUGAGGAACUCCUUGUUGAAGAUCAAGCUAAACGACUGGCAGGCAGAUGAAUCAUCAACGAGUUACUAGUUAAGUAACUUCUCACUUGAUGAGGAAGUAGAUGUGGUUGUCUGCUGUAGGCAGACACACAGGUUUGACCAGAUUCAUAUGUAAAACUUAUUUAUAUGCUUGUAGCCUUGUUUCUAUAAGGCUUUAUACUUAUAAGGCUAUAUAUACUUUAUACUUAUAAGGCUACUUAUAUUUUAUUAUUCAAUACAAUAUAACAAAUCUUUGAUAUAAAUCAAUAUAAUUGUGCAAAGUUAUAUAGAUGGGCAGAUGGAAUGGAUGGCACUUCCUUGUGGAACCCAAUGACAUUCUAGACUUAACACUAACUGCUAACAUUGAUUUCUUUCUCUUUUCUUUAUUCCACUGUGGCUGCACUUGGAUUUUACAGCAGGCCCUCAGCUUUAUCACUCCGCAGUAUGCGUCCUUGUCCAGUUCCUGAUGCUGAGGCUCAUGGGAAGGACAGUAACAGCUGUCCUGAGCAGCUUUACCUUCCAAAUGCUAUACCUGCUGGCAGGGUAUUACUUCACUGCAACAGAGGAGUAUGACAUCAAGUGGACGAUGCCUCACUGUGUACUCAUGCUUAAACUUGUGGGUUUGUCGUUUGAUUUUUAUGACGGCGGGAAGGAACCAUCCCAGUUGAGUGCAGAUCAGAAGAAAGCAGCCCUGCCGUCUGUACCCUCUCUGCUUGAGGUCUUUGGCUUCUCCUACUUCUAUGGAGGCUUUUUGGUGGGGCCCCAGUUUACACUACGAAGCUACCAGAUGCUGGUGGCAGGGGAACUCACCGACUGCCCCGGAAAACCUCCAAACAGUGUUAUACCUGCUAUGAAGAGGUUUGCUCUGGGUUUUUUCUUCCUGGUCAUAUAUGCAAUAUUUGGCCCUCAUUACCCAGACAGCUACUACUUAACAGAUGAGUAUGAGGCUCAGCCAUUCUGGUAUCGCUGUGUGUUUAUUCUGCUUUGGGCUAAAGUCAAUUUGUAUAAAUAUGUCAGCUGCUGGGUCAUAGCAGAGGGCGUGUGUAUACUCUCUGGCAUGGGCUACAACGGUGUUGUAGAUGGUCAGCACCAGUGGGACGCGUGUGCCAAUAUGAAGGUGUGGCUCUUUGAAACCACGCCGCUCUUUGGAGGAACCAUUGCUUCUUUCAACAUCAACACAAACGCCUGGGCUGCCAGACAUGUCUUCAAGCGGUUGAAAUUCCUUGGCAAUAAGACUCUGUCUCAUGUGGCCACACUGUUGUUUCUGACGAUCUGGCACGGCCUUCACUCUGGUUACAUCAUGUGCUUCUCCAUGGAAUUCUUUAUCAUCACUGUAGAGAGACAGGCCCACGCACUGGUGCGGGACAGUCCCUUGUUGACGAAGCUGGCCAACAGCCCUCUCUACCCUCUCAUCUAUGUAGUCCAGCAGUUUAUACACUGGCUCUUCAUGGGCUACCCCCUAGUGCCAUUCUGCCUCUUCACCUAUGACAAAUGGCUGAAGGUGUAUUCGUCUGUGUAUUUCUGUGGUCAUGCAUUCUUCCUCGUAGCCUAUUUAAUCAUGCCAUACCUCCGUAAGGCGCUGGUGCCUAAGAAAGAACGGAGCCCGAAAAAACAGGAGUAAACCUGGGUACUAAGACUUGGCAUGGUCUGUCUAAGGCUAAAUAUCCACUGAAGGGAACUGUGACUUUCAAGGAGAAGAACGGAAAAUAUUAUAAGGCCUUUAGUAAUAUAUAAAUAUAUGUUCAUGUAAAAAUAAAUUUCUAUAUAUUUUUGUGUUGUAAACGGGAAGGUGUUUUUAUAAACAUUCAGUGAAAUGUUUACAGGAAAUUACCAUCGUGCCACGUGGGGUAAGUGUGAGCCAAUCAGGGGUGAUUUCCUGUUUGUUGAAUCUUUUUUUUUUUGUGUUUCAUUUUGAAGACAUGUGAGCCGUGUACAACUUGAGACUUACAUGCUGUCGACACAUAAUUGCACUCACUGUACAUGGGUUCAGAGUCGGUCGCUGACUCUGUGUUUUUCGUUUCAUUUCUGUUUCACCUGAGCACCUGUGUUCAGAAGCGCCCUCUGCAGGAAGCUGAAGCACAGUGCCGGCGCGUGGCGUUUUCUGUUUUAACACAUCAUGCAUACGGCUUUCUGCACAUGAAAAUAAUAAUAAUAAUAAUGAGGGGGUAUUCUUGGAAAUGGCUGCCAGUGGUUACACAAGCACUGUAAAUCACACACUGUACAUUAACACCGACUCAAAAUGGCCUUGUAUUAUUGAAUGUUUUUACAGUACAUUUGUCCUGGUUUUAAUUUGAUUUGUGAUUGGAAAAAAAAAGAUUUUAUAAAGUUUUAACAGCUUUUAUGAUAAAAGAAAAACAUUUUGUAGCUUUGGAUAAGAUUUUUGUGAAUGGAUAUGCAUUGCUCCCUGCCUUUCCCACAUUUGAUGGUUUAGUUGUUUUUCUUGCCAUACGUGUUCUCCCUCUGCUCGGUGUCAGCCACUCCUCUGUCUAUCUGUCUGUUGAGACAACUCUGAAAUGCACAAAUAUCAAAGGUCAUAAUUCCAUAGACUCUUGCUCGCAACCUAACAAUUCUGUCACUACAGUUAAUUCUUCAGACCGUCACUUGGUCAGUUGGUUUGUUUUAAUUUUGAACUGGAAGCAAAACGAACAAAGGAAAUAGAACGAAAGGGGAGAAAAUCCACUUUUGUGUUUGAUUUCACAGUUUCACCUGUUCUAUAAUUUAAAAUAAUCAAAAGUAGAAGCAUCCCAUUCCAAUGACUCCAUAUUUUAUUUCAUCUUUAUUGAGUGGGUGGGCUGGAUUUUUCAGUGAUGUGCUGGAGGACCCGCUCAGACAGGAUGAAUCCCCCCCCCGUAGCAACAAUCCAGAUUUUAAUAAUAUUUAUACAUGACAUGGGGAUGAUUAUUAAUUAAUGUGAAAUGCUCUUUCAAGAGACUACUUUUUGCCUUAUUCCUACCAAAUGUACAAA